UAACACAAAUUCAAAAAUGAGGUUGCCUCUGUUUUGAACAUGAACUUGGAAAGAUUACUUUGUUUUCCAAAGAGGUCUCUGAAGUACCCGCGAAUGUCGUUCUACCCAAGGAUAUAAAAAAAUAUACUUUAUUGGUAUUCCUAAGAAAUCUGGCAUGAAUUGCAUGUCAGAUGAAGAUUCAGGCCUUUCGUCAAAUCGAGUCAACACUUACUGAGAAUGACAUCAGGCUUGUCUUCAUCAGCAACUCUACACCAGCGCAGACGACAGAAUUCCUCGAGAUUACAACAGUACCUGUCUGUGGAGAUCUAUACUCGGACCCACAACUUCAUCUGUAUAAAUUGUUCAGUUUAAAGAGAGGUCGGUUCAGAUCACUUGUAAUGCCAAUUGUUUCUGGUUUGCGUAAAUAUGGAAUGAGAGGAGUUACUGAAGGAAUUAAACUUGGUUAUGAAACUGGACAUCUAGCCGGAGAUUCAUGGCAACAAGGUGGAACCGUUAUCUUAGACACAGAAGCCAACAUUAAAUAUGUGCAUGUUGAAGAACACCCAGCCGAUUGGCCAGAUAUGGAAAAGGUCCUGCCCUUGAUGGGAAUUCAAAAUACUUCAAUAGAUUACAAAAAGGCUGUUAAUGAUUGGUUGAAAGCUAGAGAGGAGUCUACAAGCAAAUCUUAAUAACAAUAGCCUGUGUUUGAAAAAAAUACAUGUACUUGUAAAGUGUGUAUCAGUGUAAUUGAAUGCAUGUGUUCCUCAAAGUUCAAAAUAGUUUAUAUGUAAUAGCAGUUAUUUUUUGUAAUUUUAUAUCAGCGCAAAUGAAUGUAUGCAAGUGUUUAUAAAUUUUCUAAAGUUACAAAAUAGUUUAUAUGUAAAAGCAUUUUUUAUUUUUUUAUUUUAUAUUUAUGUGUGUUAAAUGAUUUUGUCACUUGAAUUGGUAAAUGAUUAUUAAUAGAAAAGAUGAUACAAUGAUAGCUGAUCUAUAAAGACAUAGUCACUGAUCAGCCUGAUGGUAAAUCAUCAAUUGAUAGCAAUGUAUAUUAUACCAUUCUUGUGUAUUAAAAUGAUUAAUUUUGUAAAUUAAAGAUGUGAACAAA
This is a messenger RNA of Mytilus trossulus (common blue mussel), 1084 nucleotides long. RefSeq names its product peroxiredoxin-like 2C. The record is from RefSeq and is a predicted model, not a curated record. The transcript is spliced from 5 exons. The coding region runs from base 171 to 668 and encodes 165 amino acids. Lineage: Eukaryota; Metazoa; Mollusca; Bivalvia; Mytilida; Mytilidae.